AGAGCGAUUAUGCUAAACAGUUCAAGAGGGGUGAACCAGGACCCUUAUCAUGGAGCAUGGCGCCAUUCCACCGGCUAUCCAGGUAGACUCUCUGACAACCACCAUCCUUGAGUAUCCUCCCUCGCCUCAGCAUAGUAUCGCACGUUGCAGAUAUGGUUUUUCCGCGUGUCCAACACCAAGGUCUCCAUGCUACUUUCAAGGGUAUUGAAAGGGAGACUGAGGGAGUGGAGAUCCAUGAGUUCAGAGGCAUCAAGUACGCCUCGGUGCCGGCGCGGUUUGAGCGGGCUCAGCCGGUGGAUGGCUUUGCUGAUGCCGUGGUUGAUGCGUCUCGAUACGGGCCAAGAUGUCCACAGGUAGAUGUUGACGUACGCCAUUUGCUGCGCAUUCCGGAAGACUUCAAGAUUGAGAAGGAGCCCGAGGAUGAGUUUGAAUGCUUGAACUUGGAUAUUACUUGUCCUCCGGUUUCGUCGGCUAAGAGAUCUCUUCCUGUUUUAAUAUGGAUUCACGGGGGCUCGCAAGUAGUGACCUUUUGCUCCGCUGCGUCCAAGAUCUGCGAUCCCGUCAAGAUCGUUGCGGAUUCCAUCAAGACCGGACAGCCUAUCAUAUUCGUUUCGAUCAACUAUCGCCUCAAUAUUUUCAGCUUUGGCGAUGGAAAGGAGAAGAAUCUUGCCCUCAAGGAUCAGAAAUUGGGCAUUGAAUGGGUGCGGAAUAAUAUCUCUGCCUUUGGAGGUGAUCCUGAAAAUAUCACGCUGGCCGGGGAGAGUGCUGGAGCGGUGUAUGUCCAUGUCCAUUUACUCACCGGUACGCCGGUCAAAAGGGCAGUCCUGGCAUCUGGAUCCUUGUAUCUCUCUUCUCCCUUACCCGUUGAAAGAGGUCAAGCUCUCAUCAAGGCGCUGGAAGUUAAGGUACAGGAGUUAGGCCAGUCAUCGCUCCGACAGUCAUCUGUGCCAGCUCUUAUACAGGCGUUGAAAGAGUGCAAUGUGAACACCAUGUGGAUCCAGGAGGAUGAGGGCUUUCAAGGCUGGGAAGCUAAGUCCGAGCUGGUCGACGAACUCAUGAUCGGUGAUACUGAAUAUGAGUCAGUUAUUUGGAGGAACGGAAUUGAAACAUUGGACGGCAAAGCCAUCGCCGCGGCUUUCGAGCAGGACGAGAAAUGGGGCACGAAACUACGCAAGAUGUAUCAUGUUGUCGCCGAUCGCCCGACUGCUUGCAAGCUAGGCGCUCUGGACCUUGUUCACGACGUUCGGUAUACACUACCGGUGGAAGUCGUCACCGAGAAGCUACAGGCAGCAAACAAACGAGUCUACAAGUACGUGGUUGACCAGCCCAACCCAUGGCAGUCGUCUAGCCGAGCUCACCAUGCCGUUGACCUACUCUUCCUGUUUGAUGGUGUCGACCUAUCCUUCAAUCCUGCAGCCAAAGCUGUCGGCCAGGAGAUGCGGAAGCGUUGGAUACACUUUGUCAACGGCAAUAGCCCGUGGUCCGAGGAGCAAAUAUUCGCCUAUGGGCCCUUGGGUGCAUGUGAAGAGAUCUCCGAAGCGCAGUUUGCUUUUAGACGGCGAGUCGAGCAUGUUCAAGCACUAAGGGGGGCGGGUAUGGGCGUAUACAUGCCCAUUGUAUUUGCCUUGACGGCCGGCAAGAUUAGUUUGUUGAAUUGAUAGAAGUGCGGAUGCUCAAUACAACUGG
This is a messenger RNA of Aspergillus sclerotioniger CBS 115572, 1686 nucleotides long. RefSeq names its product putative carboxylesterase. The record is from RefSeq and is a predicted model, not a curated record. The transcript has 6 exons. Lineage: Eukaryota; Fungi; Ascomycota; Eurotiomycetes; Eurotiales; Aspergillaceae. The coding region runs from base 153 to 1658 and encodes 501 amino acids.